AUGCAGUGUCUGCCACAAUGGAGAGUCAAUUACAAGCAAGGCCUUUGUCAGUUGAAAUCAUGCAUAGAAGCUUCCCAGCACAUGGUGGUUCUUGCUUUCAAUGCUGUCAAUCCUUUACUGAAUGAAGAACAAAUGCCGUAUUCAAAAGGAACUAUCGCACCGGUCUUUGAGGCAGUGGGAAGCCAUAUGGGGAUUCUUGGAAAGCCAGAGCUAAAACAGAUGUUUAACAAAACUUCAGAUAUUGUUUUUGCUGACGCACACAAAAAGCGUACAGGAGAAGGUGUCGUUGAGUUCAGAACUCAUAAAGACAUGAUGAAAGCCUGCAAAACUCAUAAUGGAAUGGAAAUCAAUGGCAAGGCUAUCAAGCUAGAAAUUGAGGAACAUAGAAGACGCGGUUCCCGCUCACGUUCGCGCUCAAAUUCAAAAGACAGAUCUCGGGGAAGAAAAAGGUCGAGAUCAAGCGAGGGGAAAGCAACAAAAAAAAGGCGAACGAAAAAGAAGCAAGAAGCCUCUGAAGAAUCCAGUUCUUAUUCUUCCUCAUCCGAGAGUGAUUCAGAUUCAGAAUCAAGAUCGCCGUCUCCAAAGAAGAAGUCAAAGAAAAAGAAGAAGAAGAAGGAGACAAAAAAAACCAAAAAGCGCACGAAGAAGAAGGAUUCAGAUUCGAGCUACUCCAGCUCUUCUUCUGCUUCAGAGUCGGAUUCUGAUUCACCAGCUAGGAAGAAAUCAACUAAGAAAACAAAGAGCAAGAAAAAGAAUAGAUCUCAAAAGUCUAGGUCAAGCUCGGAUUCAGAUAAUGAAGGUUCAGUCCAAAGAGAUAAGUCAGCCUCGUCUGGACGGGAGGCAUCAGCCUCUCCUGCCAGAGAAGGAUCGCAGUCUCCUUCCAAAGAGCGCGCUCCAUCAUCUGAACGAGGGGGUUCUGCGUCACCGGAUCGCAUAUCUAAAGAAUCAGACCGUGAAGCAACACCAGUCUCUGGGAAGGAGCAAUCUCCUGACAGAGACGGAUCCCCUUCACCUCAAGCGUCUCCACAAAAUAAUGAAAAGAUAGAGAAUGAAGGUAUCAUUGCGAGUCAUUUUGAUGUUUGUGAGCUAAAAGAUAAAUCACCUUCAGAUGAAGCCAUGGAAGAGAACGAGGAAAAGGAAGGUUCAGGAGAAGAAAACACAGCGAACGUUGAGGAAGAAGAAGAUCUUCCCAAAGGCCGCAAAAGCAGGCGCACAGAGUCAAAGUCACCUGAAAGGGAUGCAAGAAAGAAGUCAAAAGAUAGAAAGGGAGAAUCAAGGGAGAGUGGGAGUUCAAGAAAGACAAGAGGAAAGAAUAUAGAUGGAGACGACUCGAGAAGUAAAGAAAAAGCUGAAAGCAAGCGUGAAAAUAAAGAAAGAAAAGGCGAAGAUGUAGUAAAGUCCGAAGAUAGAAGUAAAGAAGAAAAAAAGAAGGAUAAAGACCACAGGAGAAGUGGAGGGCCUGUGAAGCUUAAAAGAGCAAAGGAUAGUCAUCGUAAGUCACCAGAGAGGAAGGAAGAAACUUCAAAUCAGGAAGAAAGUAAAGAUGAGGUGAAAAUUCCGGAUGAAGAAGUAGAUGAGAAAGUUGAAACAGAGAAAGGUGGCAAGGCAACGCAUAAGGAAAAGAAAAGUGCAGAAAAAUCAAAGGGAAAAGGGAAAGAUUCAGAUAGGUCAAGGAGAAGCAGUGAUAAGAGAAAGAAAACAGAAGAAGAUGCCGAGGAAAGUAAAGAAGAUGAUUCAAGAAAAGAAGAUGGACAGGUUGAACAACAGGAAAAAGAAGAAUUGAACAAGGAAGAAGUUGAUAGGGGCGAGAAAA
Rhopilema esculentum is the source of this 1813-nucleotide messenger RNA. Lineage: Eukaryota; Metazoa; Cnidaria; Scyphozoa; Rhizostomeae; Rhizostomatidae. The record is from RefSeq and is a predicted model, not a curated record.